GACAUUAGCCCCACUUCACAAAUGAUGACGCAGAAACUCAGGGCGGCUCCGUGUCCUGCCGAAGGUCACGCAGCCCAAGUUAGAACUUGGUUGUCUGACUCCAAAAGCCCGUGCUCUUUCAACUUCAUGAGACAGUUCAGGGGCCUGCUUCCCCAGCCUGCCACCUGAACUCCGUUUCUCCCACAGUUACCAUCCCUGACUCUCCCACCAGCGACUGUAGACAUGGGGGCCGCCUGACCCAGGAGAUGACAGCCUAACCUCCUGGCCUAGUGGCUUCCCCUGGGGGUUUCUGCCCCUUCAGCAUCCAGCCCGUGUCCCCUCCUCCCACACUGACUCCAAGACCCUUGUCACACACUGCCCCGCGGGCCAGAGCAGGCUGCCUCGGUAUCCAGCAGGUGCUGAAUUAAUAGAUGUUGCCCGUUGUCUUCUUCUUGGUUUUCUUCUCCUAUCUUACGCACUUGUAUUGUGACCUGGUCUUAUGUCUCUGAUGUCCCGAUGUCCCCAGCGCCCAGCUCUCUGCCAGGCACAUAAAAUGUGAAGGAAUUCACUGAACGAACUAAGGAUUCUUAGAUGGGUCAGGGAACUCGCCUCGGGACAAGGUGCCAAAGGCGGGCAGCUCACCCCCCCAACCUGAAAGGACGGGUGACUGCGGUGAGCGCAUAGGUGCCCAGCAGGUGGCGCCGCAGACCCGAGGCCCCGGGUCCUCCAGGCGAGUUCUCCGACGCGGCGCCCGGUCACGCAGCCCCUCUUCCUUCCGCUGGGAAGGAAGCCGCCGCAACCCGUUCGGCUCUGCGCACAGUGUGCACCGGGACGCGCCUCGGGCUUGGGUCCUGCCCGGUGCGCAAGCUGUACCUCCGCCUUGUGCACCAUGACGCUCCCCGGGGCCCGGGCUGGGGCCUGGGCCGCAGCAGCCAAAGUGGCCCAGAGGCGCCGCCGCGCGGAGGGCGCGGGAAGAUCGCAGAGUCCUGUGACUCCCAGCCUGCGCGCAGCGCUUUACGUCCACUGGCCCUACUGCGAGAAGCGCUGCAGUUACUGCAACUUCAAUAAGUACAUCCCCCGCGGCGUGGAGGAGGCAGCUGUGCGGAGCUGCCUGGUGACUGAGGCUCAGACGCUGCUGCGGCUCAGCGGGGUGCAUCGGGUGGAGUCUGUGUUCUUUGGCGGGGGCACUCCCAGUCUGGCCAGCCCCCACACUGUGGCUGCGGUCCUAGAGGCGGUGGCCCAGGCAACUCACCUGCCUGCAGACUCCGAAGUCACGUUGGAGGCCAACCCCACUUCUGCCCCAGCCUCCAGGCUGGCAGCAUUUGGGGCAGCAGGAGUCAACAGGUUGUCCAUUGGCCUCCAGUCCCUGGACGACACCGAGCUCCAGCUGCUGGGGCGGACACACUCGGCCAGCGAUGCUCUGCGGACACUGGCCGAGGCCCGGGGCCUGUUCCCCGGGCGCGUGUCUGUGGACCUGAUGCUGGGGCUGCCGGCGCAGCGGGUGGGGCCGUGGCUCAGGCAGCUGGAGGACCUGCUGCGCCACUGCGACGACCACAUCUCCCUCUACCAGCUGUCCGUGGAGCGGGGCACUGCCCUCUUUACCCAGGUGCAGCAGGGCGCUCUUCCUGCCCCAGACCCCGAGCUCGCCGCUGAGAUGUACCAGGAGGGGCGGGCCGUUCUUCGGGAGGCUGGCUUCCGCCAGUAUGAGGUCUCCAACUUCGCCCGGAAUGGGGCGCUUAGUACCCACAAUUGGACCUACUGGCAGUGUGGCCAGUACAUAGGUGUUGGGCCUGGGGCCCAUGGGCGGUUUAUACCCCAGGGGGCCGGGGGCCUUGCUCGGGAGGCACGGAUCCAGACCCUGGAGCCUGACAGCUGGAUGAAGGAGGUGAUGCUGUUCGGUCACGGUACCCGGAAGCGCUCCCCGCUGGGCAACCUGGAGCUGCUGGAGGAAGUUUUGGCAAUGGGGCUACGCACAGACGUGGGGAUCACUCACCAGCACUGGCAGCGGUUUGAGCCCCAGCUGACCCUGUGGGACGUGUUUGGAGCAAGCGAGGAGGUGGACGCGCUGCUGCAGCGGGGCCUGUUGCUGCUGGAUCGCAGGGGUCUCCGGUGUUCCUGGGAAGGCCUGGCUGUGCUGGACUCUCUGCUGCUGACCCUUCUACCUCGACUCCAAGAGGCCUGGCGGCAGAAAACCCCCUCCCCUGUGCCAGGAUGACAGGUGUCCUGCAUCCCAGCCUAAUAAGAUGGUCUGGAGCCUGUCUUAACUACGGUCCUCUCCUUUGCUCGGGCUCCUUCAUGGAGUGCGGAACCCUGAUUUGGGGGUAAGAGGCUUAAUUUAGGCUGAGAUGCCUUCUUGUUCCCUGACAAUUAUCUACUCAAUGAUUUUAGCAUCUAUCCGUAACCCUCGUCUGAAUCAUUGAUGGGUUUGAGGGUUGCAAAAUGUUAGUUUCUGACCCUUGUCACUCCGACUGCAUUCAUUAAUUGGCAUUCAUCCACUUCAAAAGGGCCUUCCCUUUUUGAAGGGCCGAUACUCUUCACCUAGAAAUUGUAUGCAGGGUGUGUGUGUAUGUGAGAGAGAAAGCCGUUUUCCUAUGGGAAGGCUUCAUAAUUUUUCACAUCUAAGGGUACCGUGACACCCAAAGUAAUUUAGUGUACCUGCAAAUCGGGGCAUGCGCAGCUUGGCCUCUGGCUGGGCCACUGCAGCUGGGGUUCCCCCGCCCCUAAGAAGUGAGCACGUGCACUUCCCGUGUGCCUAGUGGGUGUGAAUAUCAGUCCUCCUGUGACCCAAGGUAACGUAGUAAGUGUUGCUACCUCUCAUCUAUUCAUGAAAUAUUCAGCAGGCACUGCUGGUGUGCCAGGCACCGUGCUGGGUGCGCACAGGGGAACAAGACCUGCCCCGGCCCUCGAGGAACUCACUGCCGUGCUGACGGAUGUGGAAAGAGUUAGAUUUCAGGGUUAUCGGUAGGGAUGAGCGUGCGGACUGUGGAAGGCUGCAGCGCGUCCGGUGCUGAGGGGCUGGGAGCGGAAAGGAGGAGUGCGUUUCUCUUACAACCUCCUCUGGCCCUAGGGCAGCCUGCAGGGUGGCCUGUGCUGCCCAGGGCGGCCUGUCCCCAAGCCUUCCCCUCAUCUUGAUAUUCAAGAAGUGAGCACGGGGCUGGAGCGAGUGCGCCAUCAGAUAACCUGGGCCCGCUCGGGUUUCUCCCAGUGGCCAGGGCUCAUGCCACCCGAGACACCCAGGCUCCCUGCUCACCGGGCCUGGCCGACUGCCUGGCCUGGAGCCAGGGCCAGGUGCGGGUGGCACGGACCCGCUUCUGUGGCUCAGCCUGGCCCCACUCUCUGCAGGUGAGUGAGAAUCUCCUGGAGGUGGAGCCCAGGAAUUUAAUUUUUUAAAGAUUUUAUCUAUUGGCUUUUAGAGAGAGGGGAAGGGAGGGAGAAAAA
Molecule: messenger RNA, 3417 nt
Organism: Phyllostomus discolor (pale spear-nosed bat)
Lineage: Eukaryota; Metazoa; Chordata; Mammalia; Chiroptera; Phyllostomidae
Gene: RSAD1
Product: radical S-adenosyl methionine domain containing 1
Exons: 10
Coding region: 869-2194 (441 amino acids)
Biological process (GO): porphyrin-containing compound biosynthetic process
Cellular component (GO): cytoplasm
Molecular function (GO): coproporphyrinogen oxidase activity; 4 iron, 4 sulfur cluster binding
Source: RefSeq, a predicted model, not a curated record